Chaetura pelagica (chimney swift) is the source of this 993-nucleotide messenger RNA. RefSeq names its product docking protein 5 (gene DOK5). Gene Ontology annotation, biological process: cell surface receptor protein tyrosine kinase signaling pathway; positive regulation of MAPK cascade. Gene Ontology annotation, cellular component: cytoplasm. The record is from RefSeq and is a predicted model, not a curated record. NCBI's taxonomy places the organism in Eukaryota, Metazoa, Chordata, Aves, Apodiformes, Apodidae. The transcript has 9 exons. Bases 1 to 993 code for a protein of 330 amino acids.
AUGGGUCUCAUCACUGAUCACUCCGGUGAAUUUGUGCUGCAACGGAGCUUUGCCAGAGAUAUGGACUACUUGAUCUACCAGAGAUGCUGGUUAGUAUUCAAAAAAGCUUCAAGCAAGGGUCCAAAGAGGCUGGAGAAGUUCUCAGAUGAACGGGCUGCUUACUUUAGGUGCUAUCACAAGGUGACAGAGCUCAAUAAUGUGAAGAAUGUAUUACGGACUCCAAAAAGCACCAAGAAACAUGCUGUUGGGAUUUAUUUUAAUGAUGACACAUCAAAAACCUUUGCUUGUGAGUCAGAACUUGAGGCAGAUGAGUGGUGCAAGGUGCUGCAGAUGGAGUGUCUUGGAACGCGAAUUAAUGACAUUAGCCUUGGAGAGCCUGACUUGUUAGCAUCUGGAGUAGAGAGGGAGCAAAGUGAGAGAUUCAAUGUGUAUUUGAUGCCAUCCCCUAAUUUAGAUGUGCAUGGGGAAUGUACCUUGCAGAUAACUUUUGAGAAUAUCUGUCUUUGGGACAUCCAGAAUCCCAGAGUAAAACUCAUCUCUUGGCCAUUAAGUGCCCUCCGACGCUAUGGGCGGGACCCCUCUUGGUUCACCUUUGAAGCAGGGAGGAUGUGUGACACAGGAGAAGGACUAUUCAUCUUUCAGACCAGAGAUGGGGAAGCAAUCUAUCAGAAGGUUCACUCAGCUGCUUUGGCCAUAGCAGAACAACACGAGCGCUUGUUGCAGAGUGUGAAAAAUUCGAUGCUGCUUGAGUUAAAGCUCCCCUCAGGGGAAGCAGCACUAGCCCAGGACCAGGGGAGCAGCAAGCUGCAGAUGAAGAUGAGCGAGCGAGCCGUGUCCCUCAGCGCCAUGGUGCCCCUGCCCCGCAGCGCCUACUGGCAGCACAUCACCCGGCAGCACAGCACUGGCCAGCUUUUUGGGCUGCAAGAUGUUUCCAGCCCUGUGAAGCUUCAUCGCACGGACACUUUCCCAGCCUACAGGUCAGACCAUCGAUAA